Messenger RNA from Cyprinodon variegatus (sheepshead minnow), 3326 nucleotides. Its product is annotated as probable cation-transporting ATPase 13A2. The coding region runs from base 75 to 3293 and encodes 1072 amino acids. Gene Ontology annotation, molecular function: P-type transmembrane transporter activity; ATP binding; ATP hydrolysis activity. Gene Ontology annotation, cellular component: membrane. Gene Ontology annotation, biological process: intracellular calcium ion homeostasis; autophagosome-lysosome fusion; regulation of autophagosome size. The transcript is spliced from 27 exons. Lineage: Eukaryota; Metazoa; Chordata; Actinopteri; Cyprinodontiformes; Cyprinodontidae. The record is from RefSeq and is a predicted model, not a curated record.
CUGUUAACAGUGGAUUUGCAGAGAGGUCUUCUUUUACCAGUUAUUAAGACCUUCUUCUCAGCCCUUAUUUAGUAAUGGAUCUCCAGGGGUAUAGGAGGGUACCUUGGCGGGUGUGGCUGUGUCGUUUGGGGGCCUUGUUGUCAUUUGGUCUCCUCCUGAUAGUCUUUCACUGGUGGCCACGGCUUGGUGUCCUUGCCCGCUGCUGCUCCUGCUCUCUGGCUUUGGCAGAUUUUGUGCUGAUAAAAGACAGUCACGGUCAGAAACAUGUUGUGGAGGUGCUCACUGAAGAGAUGGAGGAGGGGAGUUUGGAUGAGUUCUUGUUGCAGUGGGAGGAGGAUGAGUGGAGAGAAACAGUUCACCUGCAACAGGAAGAGAGAACGAUGCUGUGCUACUUCCUGUUUGAAGGUCUACGAUACAUCUGGCUGGAUAGGAGAGAAGAUUUCUGCCCAGCUAGUGUUCUCACUGAGGAAUGGACUUGCAGAGCUUUGUUUGAUUUUCAAAGGGGGCUAAGUCAUCAGGAACAGAGCUCGAGGAGACGCCUGUUUGGGGACAACAUUAUUGAUGUACCUCUGAAGUCUUACAUGAGACUUCUGAUUGAGGAGAUUCUCAACCCAUUUUAUGUAUUUCAAGUGUUAAGUCUCGUGCUCUGGAUGAAUGAUGACUAUUACUAUUAUGCUGGAUGUAUAUUCUUCAUCUCAGUCUUCUCCAUCAUUUUUUCACUCUAUGAAGCUCGAAAGCAAAGAAAAACUAUUCGGGACAUGGCCAACUCGGUAACAGAAGUCAAAAUACGCAGAGAAUCAGGGGAGGAAGAAAGUGUGAGCUCUGAAAAGCUGGUUCCUGGUGACUGUUUGAUCAUCCCUGAGGAAGGUCUGGUGCUGCCAUGUGAUGCUGCCCUGCUGGUGGGGGAGUGUCUCGUCGAUGAGAGCAUGCUUACAGGGGAAAGCAUAUCAGUACUAAAAACCCCGCUGCCAGAUGGUGAUAGUAUCUACAGCUCAAAGACUGCGCUCAGACAUACUCUUUUCUGCGGCACUCAUAUCAUUCAGGCAAAGGGUGGAAACGCAGUUGCAGUGGUCACAAGUACUGGGUUUUUCACCGCCAAAGGUAAACUGAUCAGCUCUAUUUUGUACUCUCAAGAGAUGGACUUCCGCUUUUACAAAGAUGCAAUGAAGUUCCUGCUCAUUCUUGGAGUAAUUGCUCUUUCUGGCACCAUUUACAUUUUUGUGACUCUCCUGAAAGCAGAUGUGACCAGGAAGGAGUUAGUCAUUAGAUCCUUGGAUAUUAUAACGAUUGUUGUUCCUCCUGCCCUGCCUGCUGCCAUCACCAUAGGAACUAUUUAUGCCCAGAACAGGCUAAAGAAGUGUGAUAUCUUUUGCAUUUGCCCACCCAAAAUAAAUGCCUGUGGGAAAGUCUCAGUCUUCUGCUUUGAUAAGACAGGAACUCUGACUGAGGAAGGUCUAGAUGUAUGGGGAGUGAUGACGACUGGACCAGCUGGUUUUUCACAACUAGUCACUGAUCCCACAUUGCUGCCUGAAGGGAACAUGAGCAUCGCCCUGGCCUGCUGUCACACCAUUACACUUCUAGAAGGUCAACCCAUUGGAGACCCAUUGGAGCUUACAAUGAUGGAGUAUACUGGCUGGACUCUUCAGGAGCCAGCGGGAAAAGAUGAUGCUAUACACUCAGAGUUUGGAGGUCACACAGUUUUGGCUGUUAUGAGACCCCCGACUGACCAACCUAACCUUUCAGCAUGUUCCAGGAGUGGGGCAGUUGCCAUCGUUAAGAGGUUUCCCUUCUCCUCAGCCCUGCAGAGAACGAGUGUCCUGACUGUGGAUUUUGGGGGGCACUCUGCUUUGGCUCUCAUCAAAGGUUCCCCUGAGAUGGUGGCCAGCCUCUGCCAACCUGACACAGUUCCAGAAAAUUUCUUCAUUACUCUGCAGAGGUUUUCCAGAGAAGGCCUCCGAGUUCUGGCACUUGCCUGUAAACCAGUUGACAUUUAUUCAGAUUUGAAAAAUGCUGAACGGGCCGAAGUAGAGAAAGAAAUGCAGUUCCUGGGUUUACUAAUGAUGAAAAACGUAGUAAAACCUGAAAGUACAGAGGCCAUUACCAUCCUGAGAUUAGCAGACAUCCGUAGCAUUAUGGUCACUGGGGACAACAUUUUAACAGCAGUGAGUGUAGCCAAAACCUGUGGGAUGGUGAAAACUGAUGAGAAGGUGAUUUUUGUCCAUGCAACCUGCCAAACUGAUGAAACCCUCCCCACAUUAAGGUUCAGUCUGGAAGAGGAUGGUGCCUCUGCUGCUCAAAGUCCAAGAGACAUUAAUGAGGCCGGUUCUGACUAUAAUUUGGCAAUUGAUGGCAAAUCCUUUGCUGCCCUCUGUGACCACUUCCCUGAACAGCUUCCUAAGGUAUUGAUGAAAGCCACGAUAUUUGCCAUGAUGCUCCCUGACCAAAAAGCCCAACUUGUUAAGGAGCUAAAGAACCUUAAAGAGGGGAGAUGUUCUUUGGUCACAUCCUUUAGCCUGUUCAGGUACAUGGCGCUGUACAGUCUAAUUCAGUUCUGCUCGGUCCUCAUCCUCAACACAGUAAAGACAACUUUGGGUGACUUUCAGUUCCUGUUCUUUGACUUGGUUCUGGUCACCCUGUUAGCCAUGGCGAUGGGAGGAGGAGGACCCAGUGAGGAGCUGCAGUCCAGCAGACCUCCAGCCACUCUGCUGGCCCUGCCUGUGUUUGGCAGCCUCUUCAUUCACACUUGCAUGAUCGUACUGGGCCAGUUGGGUGCAUUUUUUAUUACCACCUCACAGGGAUGGUAUAUUCCACUUAAUUCAACAGUGUUUGGAACAGAUAACCUGCCCAACAUGGAGAACAACAGCGUGUUUGAUUUAUCUGGUUUUCAGUACAUUUUCUUUGCAGCAGUGGUUACCAAAGGCUACCCCCACAAAAAACCUCUCUACCGUAACUGGAAGUUUGUCUGCCUGCUGCUGAUCCAGUCGGCUGUGAUGGUGUGGCUCGUGGUUCAUCCGGUUCCUUGGUUUAGUCAGAUACUUCAACUGUAUGACUUCCCUGAUCUGACCUUUAGACUCCUGCUUAUUGGCGUAGCUGUAGUCAACUUUCUAAUUUGCAUCCUUACCGAGAUGCUGAUUGAUUGUGGCAUGCUGAACUUUCUACGUCUGCUACGAGGGAAUCGUCCAUCCAAGAAGCAGUACAAGCGUCUGAGGGCUGCUCUGUCUCGCUGUACAACAUGGCCGCCACUGGAUCAAACUCUUAACCCCUCAGACAACUCUAUCAUCCCCCUCAGCUAAAAUUCCUUUAGACUCACUGAGCUUUUACUGUCA